CUAUUCUAACAACUACCCUUUGACGCCUCAUUCUUCCUCGCUCUCUUACACUACGCCCAAGCUAAUGGCGAUUGCCGCCGCCAUAAGGUUGCUGCCACCUACAGCCGUCAGCCGCCGCUCUCUUUCCUCUUCCUGUUCACCUUCUUUCGUUUUUUUGCGGCUCUCUUCUUCUUCGUUUCAGCAGCCGAGUACUGUAAAAGCUACCGCUGGCCAGAGACCUGGUUUCAGCGUCUUCUCUUCUAUGAGCAUUCAGACUCCGGAGAAGAGUUCUACGGCGUCGUUUCUCGAUCGUAAAGAAAGCGGAAUUCUUCAUUUUGUCAAGUAUCAUGGACUUGGCAAUGAUUUCAUAUUGGUUGACAAUCGGGAUUCAUCAGAGCCAAAAAUUACUCCAGAGCAAGCAGUGAAAUUGUGUGAUAGAAACUUUGGCAUUGGAGCUGAUGGUGUGAUAUUUGCAAUGCCUGGCAUCAAUGGUACCGAUUAUACCAUGAGGAUCUUUAAUUCUGAUGGUAGUGAACCCGAGAUGUGUGGUAAUGGAGUUCGAUGCUUUGCCAGAUUUAUCGCUGAGCUUGAAAAUCUCAAUGGGAGGCAAAGCUUCACUGUGCAUACUGGUGCUGGUUUAAUUAUUCCUGAAAUCCAGGAAGAUGGAAAGGUCAGAGUUGAUAUGGGUGAGCCUAUUCUGAAAGCAUCAGAUGUUCCUACAAAAUUACCUCCAAAUAAUGAUCAGUCUGUUGUCAAGGCAAAAUUGGAUGUAGAUGGGUUAACCUGGAAUGUAACUUGUGUUAGUAUGGGAAAUCCUCACUGUGUCACUUUCGAUACGGAAUCAAGCAAGGAUUUGCAAGUUGAUGGUCUAAAUUUAGCAGAAAUUGGCCCAAAGUUCGAACAUCAUGUGAUGUUCCCUGCACGAACAAACACAGAAUUUGUUCAAGUCUUCUCUCCAAGUCACCUUAAAAUGCGUGUUUGGGAGCGAGGGGCAGGUGCAACACUAGCCUGUGGAACAGGAGCCUGUGCGGUUGUGGUUGCUGCAGUGCUAGAGGGUCGUGCAGAGAGGAGUUGCACGGUUGAUUUGCCUGGAGGGCCAUUGGACAUUGAGUGGAGAGAAGCCGACAAUCAUGUCUACAUGACCGGCCCUGCAGAAGUAGUAUUCUAUGGAUCAGUUCCUCUCUGAUGCUUUGGUCUCGGCUGGAGAAGAAUCGUCGCAUCCACGGGUUGACUUCUGUGCUACACCUGAAGAGGGGGGCAGGAGUUCGAGAACUGUACUAAUUUCGUUCUUAUCCGAAACUUAAUAUCUAGCCAAACUUGGUGUAAGCACCCUCCGUGCAAUUUAUGCGGGGAUCUGCUAAUAUGAUUUGAAAUAGAUUAUAUCAGGGGGAGCUGCUUGCUAGUAAGAAACCUGUAAGGUGUUUCCACUUCCUACCAACACUAUUUGCCUUUAUUCUGCGAGUUCAAACUGACGUCUUUCUUUGGUGGA
This is a messenger RNA of Sesamum indicum (sesame), 1468 nucleotides long. RefSeq names its product diaminopimelate epimerase family protein. Gene Ontology annotation, cellular component: cytoplasm; cytosol. The record is from RefSeq and is a predicted model, not a curated record. Gene Ontology annotation, molecular function: diaminopimelate epimerase activity. NCBI's taxonomy places the organism in Eukaryota, Viridiplantae, Streptophyta, Magnoliopsida, Lamiales, Pedaliaceae.